This is a messenger RNA of Pristis pectinata (smalltooth sawfish), 1578 nucleotides long. RefSeq names its product guanine deaminase-like. The coding region runs from base 1 to 1500 and encodes 499 amino acids. The transcript is spliced from 14 exons. Lineage: Eukaryota; Metazoa; Chordata; Chondrichthyes; Rhinopristiformes; Pristidae. Gene Ontology annotation, cellular component: cytosol. Gene Ontology annotation, biological process: guanine catabolic process. Gene Ontology annotation, molecular function: guanine deaminase activity; zinc ion binding. The record is from RefSeq and is a predicted model, not a curated record.
AUGGCCACCAAAACACCUGACCGUCGUGGCCAUUGCCUCCAGGUUUUCAGAGGGACCUUCAUUCACUCCACAGACACGUCCCCAUUGGAGAGCUUGGAUCCUUGUAUUCUGGGAGUGAACGAGGUGGGGAAGAUUGUUUUCAUUGACACUGUGGAUAAAGAAGAAGAAUUGUCGGAGAAGUGGCAUUUCAAGAGAGAGACGAUCAGAGUGCUUCGGCCAAGGCAGGAGUUCUUUAUCCCAGGACUGGUUGACACCCACAUCCAUGCCUCCCAAUAUCCCAAAAUGGGAUCUUGCCUGGAUUUACCAGUUCUUCAAUGGUUAGUCAAAUAUACCUUUCAUGUUGAAGCCAGAUUCAAAGACCUGAAGUUUGCAGAAGAUAUCUAUACCAAAGUAGUGGAGAAAACGCUGAGAAAUGGUACAAUUACUGCAUGUUACUUUGCAACCAUCCACACUGACUCAUCUUUAAAACUUUGUGACAUCAUUGAUAGAUUUGGCCAGCGAGCUUUUGUGGGUAAGGUCUGCAUGGACAUUAAUGACCUUUUCACCAAGUACAAAGAAACUACAUGUGAAUCUGUGAAGGAGGCAGAAAGAUUCAUUGCUGAACUGAGCAAGCGGAAGUACUCUUUGGUCAGACCCAUUAUAACUCCCCGUUCUGCACCUUUCUGCACCUCGAUACUACUGAAACAAUUGGGAUCAAUCGCAAGCACUAACAACGUGCACAUCCAGAGUCACAUUAGUGAAUCUUGCUCUAAGGUGGACCUUGUGCAAAAAUUGUUUGCUACAUGCAAGGAUUAUUCGGACGUUUAUCACACACAUGGUCUUCUGACUGAUAAGACUAUCAUGGCUCACGGAACCUACCUCUCUGAUAAGGAGCUCAAACUCUUCCAGCGAAAAGGAGCAGGCAUUGCGCACUGUCCAAAUUCUAAUACAUGCUGUGCCAGUGGCUUAAUGGAUGUACGAAAUGCUCUGAAUCACAAAGUAAAUGUGGGACUGGGAAUAGAUGUUUCAGGUGGUUACUCGCCUUCAGUGCUUGAUGCUGUGCAGAGAGCGAUUGAUGUGUCCAAUAUUCUGAGCUUAAACUCUCUAGGUUACGAGAAGCUAUCGUACAAGGAAGUGUUCAGACUUGCAACCCUUGGUGGCAGUAAAGCUUUGGGCCUCGAUGAACUGACAGGAAACUUUGAAGUGGGAAAGGAUUUCGAUGCUGUCCUAAUCAACACAAGCGUCCCAAGUUCUCCGUUUGAAGUGUUCCCCAAGGACACCCUGAUGGCAGCAGGAAGCUCGGGGUCAGCCCUGUGGACUGAACAGAGCUGGUCGAUUAAGAGAUUAUCCAUGGAGGAGAUCACAUUAUUGACACCAAACACAAUACGCUGGAUUAGAAGAAGCGUGAGUGAAUUACUGGUUCACCUGGAAGGACUAUUUGGGAAGGUACAAGGAGAUGACUGGAACAUUGCAGAGGUCUAUGUGGCUGGCAAGCAAGUGUUUCCUUUUCCCAAAGCCUAGUUUAACAAUCAUAGCAAACACAGUGCUCCUUGACAUGGAUUGAUGGGUAAUCCAACCAAUCACAGCAAGCCUCUGGUA